AGUUAUGAGUUUGAUUGCACAAGGUUGUUCGGGGAUGGUCGUGUGAUAAUUUAUGUUUGAACCAAACGGAUGACACGCAAAGGAAAUCUCGCAUUGCGUAAAACACUUAACAAGACUAAUUUGGCAGGACGCUAAAGCACUAGCAUAGUAGCAUCAUUAGUUUUCAAACCUAUAGCAGUUUCAAAGCAUGGCUGCUGUGAAUGAGUCACAUGGAGUGGUUGGGGGUCAUCCGGAAUGGGAGCUGGAAAAAACCAUCGAUAGUAAUGAGUUCUCUGAGUGGCUGACUGAGAAUAUGGGAAUUGGACUCGGUUGUUCUGCCUUGUAUGUUGCCGCUGUGUUUGCUGGGAAGAAGUACAUGGAAAAAAACCAAGUUAUAAUCUACGCAAGCCAAUGAUGAUUUGGUCUUUGAUGUUGUCGGUCUUCAGUAUUUUUGGGUCAAUACGAUCAGCUAUAGUGAUGUACCAUAUUGUAAUUGAGGAGGGGGGUCGUGCAUUGGUAUGCAGCAAUCGUUUCUACUUGGGCCCCAUCACAAGGUUCUGGGGUCCAGUAUUCGUGUUCAGUAAAAUUCUUGAAUACAUGGAUACAAUGUUUAUUAUCCUGCGGAAGCAAAAGUUGAUAUUCCUUCACUGGUAUCACCAUCUUACUGUCUCUCUCUUUUCUUGGUGGUCGUUUGGUGCCCAAUUUGCCGGUGGCGGAGUUUUCAUGACUGUCAAUUUUGUGGUCCAUGCCAUGAUGUACACUUACUAUGCUGUUCGAGCUGCUGGCAUUAGAGUUCCACGCCCCAUUGCUGUGAUCAUCACUGCUUCUCAGAUCAUACAAAUGUUCAUUGGUUGUGGUACUGUGUAUUUGAUCUAUAAUUGGAGGUUGGCUGGAGAUUGUAAGACGUCACUGGAACACGUGUUCUACGGCAGCGUGAUGUACGGGUCGUAUCUUGUAUUAUUCGUGCAUUUCUUUUACACUACCUAUCUAACCAAACCCAAGGCAAAACUGCCCUCGUCAGCUCCACCAACCGCAACAAUUGACCCGGAACCGACCCCAGCAACAUCCCCCACUCGCCCUACGGAGAACCUCAGAGAACGGAAAACAAGAAAGCAAUCGUCAAAUUAAGCUUUCAGUUGUACGUACCGUACAUUCAUUCAUGAGUCAGUUGCUUAUUUAAGGCAUAUUCAAGCUUUAUUGCCGUAUAUUAUGAUGGAAUAAUAAUGCAAAGUACCACAGUUGCUAUCUUGUUGUUUAUAUAGGAACACAUUAACCCUAUUAUGUUUGUUUUAUUUCUUCGUUUCUAAUUAAAGUUAUUUCGGUGACUUCUAGGCAUAAACAAAGAGAUUCCUAUUUAUUUAGUCUUUUUUACAUGAAGCUUUAAUAGAAGUUGUUUUUUUACACUUCACCCCGAUCGCUAACAUGGUCAAAGCAUAUUCACUGUGCUAUGCAUUCCAAAGUUCACAGCGAUUGAACCACGCGUUGCUUUAGUUACCUAAACUUUAACACGAAAAUCAACUAACUUAUUAAAAUUUUCUUAUUUAUUAAAACAACGGAUCUUAAAAGUAAUCAACUUUCCUUUUAAUCGAUUGUACAUUACAUGGUUAUCAAAUGUUCCUUUGAAAAUUUCGCGCACUAUUUUAAUUUUGCACGAAGCAGAUUUUUGUAAUUCUUUCGCUUAAUCGUGAUUUCCAUUUCCGCCCUUUAUUAUCAAUUUCGUAAUCCUUUUGCCGCUUUGUAACUAUACAAUAUAGUUGGUUCUUUUUAAAAUACAGUCUGCUUAUCAAGUACAAAUCCUUCUUAUACUUUUGUUUUUCUUGUACAUUCUCAAAUACUUUCAACGGCAUAGUUUCGCCUUUUGUGCGUCAUAUACUUAUUUUUCAUGGAAUAAAUUCGAUCGAUUUGUUGGCAAAGCAAUAAAUUUCCGAUGCUCUC
Messenger RNA from Ciona intestinalis (vase tunicate), 1914 nucleotides. The record is from RefSeq and is a predicted model, not a curated record. NCBI's taxonomy places the organism in Eukaryota, Metazoa, Chordata, Ascidiacea, Phlebobranchia, Cionidae.